GGGCUAUGGUCCACGGGGUUACAGAGAGUUGGACAUGACUGAGCGACUGACACUCUCACUAAAACCUCUGGAAAGUUUAGAAACAGGUUUAAGAAUGUACCUUCCCCGCCAGAGGCUCUCGAUGAGGCUGGGUGCGUGGAACUGAAAGGAAUUCACCCACAGGCUCACCGUGGUUCAUUUCUGGGCUUUUGUGUUUGUGUGUGUUGGCCACGCCUUGCGGCUGUGCGGUAUCCCGAUUGUCUGACCAGUGAUGGAACCCUGAAGUGAAAGUGUGGAGUCCUGACCACUGGACUGCCAGGGAGGUCCCUCGUGGUUUUAGCUCAGAGCCUGGUCUGUACCAGCCGGUGGUAGGUGCCCUCAUGGCGCUUUUUGCAUGAAAACCACUUGCCUGGUGUAGGGAGCUGUCAUCUUCCCCCAGAGUCCCUUGUUCUUGAACUUUGACAGGGGCUUUCUGGAUUUCAAAAAACAAAAUCAACUGUUUUGCUUUUGUUUACCAUCUCUGCUUUCAGGAAGGAAGCCAGCCCAUGGCUUUACAAUUCAUGUAUAUUUUACAUUAGUUUUAUCCUUUGAUUAUGCCCUAAACUUUAUAUCUUGAACAUGGCAUGAAUUAUCUCUCACUUGACAACUAAACAUAAAUAUGUGUGUUCUCUUUUUGCUCAGAUAUUCAGAGAAGCAAGGUGGUUGUGUUUUGUUUUGUUUUUUGAAUUGUAAUACAGCACAGAUGCAAGCAGAUGCUCAUUAAUUCUUGCUCCCUUCAAAGAUGGACUUUAGAAAAUUUCUCAUUUCCUGGUUGCUCUCAAAUAUCCUUUUUUGCCUCAUUAGUAAGCUGACUGGUAACUAUUGUGUCUUCUCUCUAGUGGCAUGAGAAAGUCCUUUGUUUAGAAAAAUGUGCCUUGAAUUUCAAUACUCUUAAAUCACUUUAGAUCCUCAGCUUCACACUUAUUCCAGUUGGAGCGUCAGCCCCUGUGUCUGCCAGUCAGCAGUUAACAGGCUGCGUGGUGCUGGGAAGGGAGCUCGUUUUGCAGAGGAAGGUACACUUGUCAGAGGUAUAUUCCUGUUGCCGUUUGGUCUUGGGAAGGAGAGGCUUUCCCUGAGCUGGAUUGCCUGAAACUUCGAAGACACCAGAUGGUGAAUUUGCAUAAAUUCAGAAUUCAGUUCAGAGAUCAUUCACCUGCAGCAUGUGGAUUCUAAAGGGGUCUAUGAAUGAGUUUCUGGGGUUAUUGAACUUUCUCCCUCACCCCCUGAGAUGGUGUGUCAAAGUGGGGGCCUGUAGACAUUUCUUUCUGGAAUGUUUUCAUCAGAGUUCAAAGGUUUCAUGAUCCAAAACAGGUUAGGAACCUUCCUCUUGGCAGACCUUCCUCCCCUCCUCCCCCUCAACUGGUAACCACACCCGGCGGUGUACACGUCAGGUCCACACUGCGGGCCGUCCCACCGUGAGUCUGACACUGAUUAACACGCACCGUCCCUCCAGCACGAAUACCUUAGGAGGUGAGUUACCAGUAUUGCUCCUGUUUCACAGAAGAGAAAACUGAAGAACCAAGAAGCUCGGGGCCUUGACGGAGGGCAAGUAAUGAAUAAACAUCAGGGACGAGAAGCCUGGAGCUGGAGGAAAAGGGAAACUGUUAGCUUCAGGAGUUGGCACGAGAGUUUUCAUGACACGAAGUUUUGUGUCUUUACUUCAUUGCCGUGUGGCUAAUGCUGGUUUGUGCUGGCGCUCAGAUGGCUCAGAAGACUCUCAGUGACGAAAGACGAGCAUCAGAAAGUGGCACGAACCAGCGAGUUCUACAGACACAGACCGAGAAGCACCCUGGCAAGCCUUUGCUUUACGUGCUCGGUUUGUGAAGCACGGACCGUGUGCGCUGCAUAAGAAGUAGGUGGCUGUGCUGGGGAGAUCCGUCUUCUUCCAAAAGCCAGAGUAGGCAUUGUGAUUCUGGCAUGCUAUUUGGUUUUUUUUUUUUUUCUUUUAGGAAUUUUCUAUUCAUUGGGAUGCCCAGUUACACAUGCCAAGUAGUUCUGCUAUUUCAGGCUUUUUUAAAUGAAAACCUUGCCAAUUACCUACUCCGUUCAUUUUCCCAAGAAACCGUCGCUGAGAGCCUUGAUCAGGCAGCGUUCGCCUGUGUGGCUGGUGUGGAACUGAUCCUGGGGUUGAAUUCUUCCCACUGGCAUCUUGUACUGUGAGAAGGGGGAGUGAGCUUACGCCUGACUCUAAAUUUAGCCUUUCCCGCUCUCAGAAUGGCACGUCUCACACAGAAGGCCAACUUUGGGCUGAUGUUUCUUCCCCAGCACAUUGCACGGUGUGGAGCUGGUGAAGCAGCUGCCACCCGGACUCUUAUGCAUUUUUUGCAUGACAUUUCAAAGAUCGCUGUGAAGUGUCCCCAGUUACGGCUGGUUCUCUCUUCAACCCUUAGGUCAAGCAGUGUCUAUUAACCUCAAAUAAACAGACCUUGUUAGAAGCUCACAGUGUCAUUUUUCUGAGUCCUGCCUUCAAGGGAAAAACAUAGUAGGUACAUAUAGAUGUAUCUCAUUAAGUGAACCACUAGUAAUAAUUCUGAUUUUAAAUAGCCAAGGCACCAAUAAUAUACCCAAAAGAAACAGAUUGCAUCCUCGGGUGUCUAGACUUAAGGUUACUUAAGCAUAAUCCGUAUACUAGGCAUAAACUUUUUAUCAAGAACCAGAAGUACCUGGUGUAAAUCAAAAGUUUGUCAAGGAAAUGCUGCCCGUGCAUCUUUGUAUUAAGAGUCAAAGCACUUGAAUCCUAAAAAUCUGAAUAUCAGGAGAGUUCACAUUUUCCUGUCCCUGGUACUUAUUCACUGUUUGCCCUCAGGUGAAGGCCUUAGCCUCUUCGCUCUCCAUUGUCCCUGUCUGUCUUAGAUGAAAAACCCAGGAUUCAGAUUAAGUGACUUGUCCAGUGUUUGCUCAAACCGGGACUAGAAGCCAGACCUUUGGAUCCUUUGCUGAUGAGCUAAGUUGCCUACAGACAUUGGCUUUGAUAGGGGGCAGUGCAGAGGGGCAGAGGAGGUAACCUCUUGCUGUGGUAGGUGGUGCCCAGCAGAUCCGAGGAGAGACCACAGAUUUACCCCCAAGUGACCUCCCUGCCAUGGAACAUGUUUUGUCUCAGUCGCUGCCCAGCCCCACGCAGCUGGGACAUGACACCAUCAGAUGACCUGGUGACGAUAACCGUGGCGAUACAGUCUGUUCCACUUGUGACAUAGCAGGUGUUCUUUGCACACAGCAUCUCACUGAACUGGGUUCUCGUGAUUACCCUGAGCCGGGGGUCCUUGUCCCUUUUUCACUGACUAGGAAGCAGGUCCCGAGGGUCACAGAGAGGAAGCCCAGGAUAAAGAGAGGAGAUUUUGCUUAUGUAGCGAGAGACAAAGAUACCAGGAUUUUGAAAUGUCAUGUGUUUCGAUGUGACACGCCCGCGAAAGCCAUCGCCACCAGUCUGCACGAAAUCUGUUCCAAGAUUAUGGCCGAACGGAAGAGUGCCAAGGCCCUGGCCUGCAGCUCCUUACAGGAAAGGGCCCACGGGAGCCUCGACGUCCCCCUCCAAGUAGAUUUUCCAACACCAAAGACUGAGCUGGUCCAGAAGUUCCACGUGCAGUAUUUGGGCAUGCUACCAGUGGACAAACCGGUUGGAAUGGAUACCCUGAACAGUGCCAUAGAAAGUCUUAUGACCUCCUCUAGCAAGGAGGCAUGGCCGUCAGUGAACAUGAGCGUGGCCGAUGCGACUGUGACCGUCAUCAGUGAGAAGAACGAAGAGGACGUCCUGGUGGAGUGCCGGGUGCGAUUCCUGUCCUUCAUGGGCGUCGGGAAGGACGUGCACACGUUUGCCUUCAUCAUGGACACGGGGAACCAGCAUUUUGAGUGCCACGUCUUCUGGUGUGAGCCCAACGCCGCUAACGUGUCGGAGGCGGUGCAGGCUGCCUGCAUGUUACGAUACCAGAAGUGCUUGGUAGCCAGGCCACCUUCACAGAAAGUUCGACCGCCUCCCCCGCCAGCAGACUCUGUGACCAGAAGAGUCACAACCAACGUAAAACGAGGGGUCUUAUCCCUCAUUGACACUUUGAAACAGAAACGCCCUGUCACAGAAACGCCAUAGCUGCAUACGUGAGAGGACUCUGUGCUAUUUGCUGAAGGUUGAAUAGCUACACUAAAGAAGAGGAGCUGAUCUCUGGCCUUCCAUUCAGUUGCUGAUGCUUUGUCUUCAGAGAAUUUAUCCUUAACCAAACAGUGUUAGACAAGCAUGUUCUCUCGUCUUGCCACCAUCGUGUGAUAUGAAAAGAAGCAUGACUAAUUUUUUUUGCUGUUGGUAAGUUACAUCAUGAGCAGUGGAAGGUCCCUUUCUUAUUGUAAAUAUCAUAAACCUUACGUAAUUUCACACACACACACACACGGGGAAGAACGUGGCCACAUCCCUCCCAGUGAAGAUGCUGAAUCCUUGGAGUGAAUGACACCUGAGUUAGUUUCGCUGUCUUCUUGACUGGAUCUGUCACAAGCAACUGUUCAGCCCUGCAGCACCUUGCCCUGUUUUCAGCAUUGGAUUAGACACUGCAUACUGGAUACCAUUGAAUGGCUAUAAAAAUUGGAUGACAAAUUUUUGUUUUAGUUUUUCAUAAAAUCGAACCUUUGGUUGACAGAACUGGCUGUUGGCAUCAGAAGAGAAGCCAGCUGGCAGCUUUCCUUGAUGAGCUUCUUGACACAUGGACACCAUUUCAUGUCUACAGCUGUUUGUGGGAUAUUGUUGGGGGGAAGUGAAGCUUCACAAUAGAAAAACUAAAUUUCAGAAAUUAAAAUCGAACAAAAAUAGCCUUUCUGUUUAGGUGGCUUUCAAACUGAUUAAGAAAAAGAAACAGAUUUCUAAAAUCAGAAUACAUUUUGGGUGGGACAUUAUUUCAAACUUCUGCCUUAUAUUGUACAAUGCAGCUACAGAAUUAUAGUUCACUAUGGCCAUUCUUUACAUAAACAACAUUAAAACGAAAUAUUCCUCGUAAGCCUUUCAUCCUUAAUUUGAUAAUUAGCCAAUAUGCAAUUUGGAGUUGAGGAAAUGCCAUUUUCUAUCGUAGAUCUCCUCCACCAUGUCAUGUUGCAGUCCCCAUUCUAGGUAAACGUUCUGCCAGGAUUCUACAUCUAGCUCAGUCUUACCCUAAUGCUUUUUGCCCAGAAAGCUGUCUGUCCAUCAUGUAUUGUCCAUGGCAACAAACUGCAUUACAUUGAACCUUUCUGCAUUUAUGUGUUUAAUAUUAAAAUUUGUUGAACUUUAGAUAUAUUUUUAAAUCUAUAUUUUUUCCACUUAUCUUCAAGAUUUAAGAAUUUCUUAUCAGAGCAAAAUAUACAUAGGAACAAUGUACUAUUUAACAGGUUUCCCAAAAAUAGCACUUUCCUGCUUCUUUAUCAAGACAAGAGACUUAGCUGUAAAGAUACACAGAUUUAGACUCUUGUUGAUACUGUUUAAAAGAAGUUGCUAAGAAGCUAAAUCUAAACAUGUUUUGUUUACUUUUCAGUGAUAAAAUUAUCAUUUUAUAGCAUCAUCCAGUUAUAAAAGCAAUGCUUUAUGUUUAUCUACUGCUAUGUACUUGUCAGAAUGGUUUCCACAUUUUUAUCAUCACAUUUGAGCCUUAUGAGGUAGAGAAGGUAAUAAACACAUUUGAGAAAUAGAAAAUAUGAAUUAAAGGGGCUCAACCACCUAGCCUAAAACCUCAGGAAAGUGAGUGAGAAAGCCAGGACUAGAACGCAUGCAUCUCAACUCCCAGUUAUUAAAGUUACACUGCUUCCACGCAAGUCAGGAGGAGUCUUUUCAAACUUACUCUGAGCAUAUCCAAUUAUUGUCAAGCAAUCUUAAGAUUCCCUGAAUAAGCAGGAAGUAUGGCCAGAUUACUUGUGCGGUAGAAUUAAGUAUAAAACCAAUGCCCUCUCUCAGUCCAGGACUUUUCCUGCAUUGUGCCUCAGAUGUGUUGUGAAGACAGGAUUCUGUGUGCAGCACAACCUGUUCAACCCACAGACUAUCCAGAGAUGAUGUUACACGCGGUAGAAAUAUUCCUAAUUCAUGAUCCUUAGCCACCAGACAACAUGAUGGAGUGGGUAGGUGGCCUCCCGCCCCUGUUCCCUCUCAGAACUCUGGAGUUGUUUGCUAGCACCCUAGAGUUAUGACAAAAAAGAUGCCACUCUAGCAAUGAAGUAUACUUCUCACCAGCCUAUAUACUAUUCUAUGGAAGUUACCAGUAACAUCCUAAGAAAUUACAUCAUUAAAGGAAUCCUUACUGUGCCCUUCAGAAUUCAAUCACGAUGAUCUUUCAUCUUGACCUCCAUAGUGAAACAUUUUCGUGUGAUAAACUUCAAAAUUCUUAACUAGUGAGCCACUUUUAUAUUGGAAAUCUCUACCAGAGCCGCAUUCAUUGUUAAGGCAUAUGUUUGUUUUCAGGAUCAAGAAUACUGAGCUAGCUUUAAAUAGCAAACUGAUUUAUAUAUGCAAUUAUAGGAUACAUUAAGAUGAAUGAUAGCCUUUACAUACUGAAAACUUUACUGCCGAUAUUUUGCUUUAAAAAUAGCUUUGCAUAGUAAAUGCAAUUACUUUUGUAAAACUAAUUAUGUUAAGCCGUAUGUUCAGACACUUUCUGCCAUGGCCAAAAAGUAUGUAUGAAAGUGUGUGUGUAUUUUCUGUGAAAGGGUGCCAGUGUUUUAUCUGAUAUUGUAGUGACUCUUCAGUUAUCUAUGCAUUCUUUGUAUCUGUGAUUCGGUAAACAGGCGGCCAUGUUCACUAUGCCUUGUAUGUCUUAUCAUUUUUUUAAUUAACCUGUUAAAUACAGCUUAAAAUAUUUUUAUUUUAUUUAUUCUAUUUUUACUGAAAUAUACUGCAUUAUUGUGUUUAAUGUAUUAUUAUCUUUACUGGAUAUUAUCUCUCAAUGUAUCCAGGUCUAAGUAAUCUCAGUGAACUAUACAUUGCCUCAAAGGUGGUUUUGUAAUGAUUUGUAGUCACAUUUUUAUUGGAAUAUGUAGAAGAAACGGCAAAAUACUUAGAAGUUUCUUUUUAUUUUUUAAAAGCAGCUAGAUAGACGCAUACUUGCCACCUCAUAUGUGUGCUCCUUGGCCACAUCAAGGGGAAUAGCCAACAUGCCUAUGGCUGGGAGCUUCACUUUGCAAACUAAAAGCACUGCUUGCUGCUCCAUUCUUACACCCUUCACAACACGUGUGAACUUAUCCAGAGACACACACAUGUCCUCAAGCCCUUGAAUAUAUGAUCAGCCUUAGCUAACUGGGACCGUUGUUUUUUGUUUAUGUCUGUCUGACUGCAUGAAGCAACAUUAGACCCAUUCUCAUUAAAAUGAGUUCUUGGUGAUAAACUGUUGGCACCGCUACUUUUUAAAAAAUGCCACGUUCAUGAUUUUAUGAUGAGCAUUUGUGCAAGCCUACACAAGGUCAUCUGCUAGAGGCCCCAAGUCUGUCCUCCUUUUCUUACAUGACCCACUCACUUCAUAGGCACUGCAACACAAAGUAGAGAUUUCAUUAACAAUGUGAAAAACAUUCCCCUAGCUGAUAAUAGCACAGCCUAACUAGUAAAAGCAUUAGCUCUCUAGUUUGUCAGGCUUACUCCACCCAGUACACAGCUAACAUGUGUUACACAGCCUGUAAAAUGAAGUUCAUUUCAGCUUCAGAGAAAAGACACUGCACACACUUUAUCAGUGAGAGCGCCCCCUGCCAUCCAGAGCAGCUUGUUUAUCCCAAAAGAACUUUUGGUUUUGCUUUUGGCCACUUGUGCUGUUGACCACUUUUACACAUUUAAAUGUAAUAUGUUGUGAGAAUAAACUUAGCUGCGUGAAA
Cervus elaphus (red deer) is the source of this 7815-nucleotide messenger RNA. RefSeq names its product amyloid beta precursor protein binding family B member 2 (gene APBB2). Gene Ontology annotation, cellular component: cytoplasm; nucleus. Gene Ontology annotation, molecular function: amyloid-beta binding; transcription factor binding. Bases 3467 to 4099 code for a protein of 210 amino acids. The transcript is spliced from 7 exons. NCBI's taxonomy places the organism in Eukaryota, Metazoa, Chordata, Mammalia, Artiodactyla, Cervidae. Gene Ontology annotation, biological process: regulation of DNA-templated transcription. The record is from RefSeq and is a predicted model, not a curated record.